Molecule: messenger RNA, 828 nt
Organism: Clonostachys rhizophaga
Lineage: Eukaryota; Fungi; Ascomycota; Sordariomycetes; Hypocreales; Bionectriaceae
Source: the annotation of a GenBank genome assembly
AUGUAUCCAUGGCGAGAAUUCGAUCUCAUCGCUGGUACAAGUACCGGAGGUCUCUUGGCGAUAAUGCUAGGCCGACUUCGGAUGUCUAUUGAUGAAUGUGAAGCUGCGUACGCGCAGCUCGCCACGGACAUAUUCACCCCACGUAGGCAUCGAGCUAAUUUCUUGGGCCAGUCGGUCGAUUUUCUUAAGGCCAAUGGAAAGUUUGAUGAACAACCCCUUGAAAAAAAUUUGAAGAAUAAUAUCAAAGAUGCGGGUUUAGACGAAGAGGAAUUUCUUCAUGACAUGAGAGCCGACUCUCCUAAGGUAUCAUUUGGGGACCUUGCAGACGUUAAGAUCUGGGAGGCUGGUCGAGCAACAUCAGCAGCCUCAACUUUCUUCGACCCUAUUACCAUCGGCCAAAAUGGGGAGAGAUUUGCAGACGGUGCAAUACAUUACAAUAACCCUAUUCGGCUUGUGUUACAAGAGUCGUAUGCGCUCUGGCCAACUGGAGAGCGGCUUCUAAUAAGCAUUGGUACUGGUAGCGCUCCGGGUAAAGCAAUCGAUUCCAGCUUGCUGAACUUGGUGAACCAGUUAGUUCACAUCGCGACGGAGACAGAGAAGACCGCGCGCGAGUUCUUACUAGAUCACGAAGAUAUGGUAAAGGCGGACAGACUGUUCAGAUUUAACGUAUACCAUGGGCUUGGGGAUAUCGGUCUGGAUGAGUCCAAAGAGAUCGAACAGAUCUCUGCGAGAACCCGAACGUACCUGAGGGAUCCAGAAGUUACUCGAAAAGCAAUAGCAUGUGUCAGUGCAAUGAGGGAACUAAGAGGUGCUAGUUUAUCUUUGUAA